GAGGUCACACGCUGGCGUUGCACCCGGCGAAGCGGGAAAGGAGAAGGCUAUCCUGUUUGAGAGCGAACGUCGCUCUCCUUCAGCCUCUCACUGUGGCGAGGUCCCUCAGCAACAGAUUUCAAGACCAACACAGACUCAGAAGAGUGGGUACAUCAAUUGCACAACCUAAUCCAGAUACUCUGGCAGCGUCCCAGAAGGAGUCAUACAGCUGAAGUAUAAAUGUCUUCAUGAACAAUUUAGUCCCAGAGUCCUGUAAUUGGGAAUAUCCUGAAAGAAAACUUAAUGCAGCUAAAGCAGUGUAAAAUGAUUGUUGGCCUUGGAUUAGGAUCUAACACUGAAGAGGGGUUUCUUCUGCAAAUGAUAGGAGUGUUAAAUGAGAUACCACUGGUAAACUAGUAACAGCACAAUAAACAUUAGCUUCUAUUAUUUCUGGAGAAGGAAAAGGCUACCCACUCCACUAUUCUGGCCUGGAGAAUUCCAUGGACUGUAUAGUCAAUGGGGUUGCAAAGAGUCAGACAUGACUAAGCAACUUUUACUUUCACUUUCUAUUAUUAUUUACGUAAACAUAAUUGCAUUAGAGUGUAUGUACAGAAUUCUCUGUAAACGUGUAGGCUGUAACAGUUAUUCUCAAUACUAAUUUGUACACAUCUUUUCACUUUUUAUACAAGUAGAGCUACUACAAAAAUGAACGGUUACAUUCAGACUAAUAAAGUAGUAGUAACUUAAAAGGAAAAGAAUAUAGUAAGAGCUGCUUUAGAAAAUCAUGUUCUAUGUAUUUCACUGGAAGUGGAAAUUAAUCCUUUUUUUUUUUAAACCAGGAAACUGAUAAUUCUAGGAACCUUUCAUUCGUGAAUUUUGGUCCCCAGCCGGAUGUUAGUCAGUAGAGGACCUAGGCAGCCGCACACGUUGGCUGAGGGGAGUGGGGGUGGGAUUGGCCUACGCACCACGAAGGAGUCAUCCCGGAAGUAGUUAUUGGCCGUCUCCAUGCGCCGGUUCCUGGACCUCGUAGAGCCAAGGCGCGAGGCUCGGACAGAGAGGUAGAGCUGGAGGGACUCUAAGCGCCCUCCUCCUGGGACGCGAGCCGCUGCGCCCGCGGGGCUGGCUCCGGCGUCAUCAUGCUGCUCCUGCCAAGCGCUGCAGACGGCCAGGGCACCGCCAUCACCCACGCUCUGACCUCUGCCUCAACACUCUGUCAAGUUGAACCUGUGGGAAGAUGGUUUGAAGCUUUUGUUAAGAGGAGAAACAGAAAUGCUUCUGCCUCUUUUCAGGAACUGGAGGAUAAGAAAGAGUUAUCAGAGGAAUCGGAAGAUGAAGAAUUGCAGUUAGAAGAGUUUCCCAUGCUGAAAACACUUGAUCCCAAAGACUGGAAGAACCAAGAUCAUUAUGCAGUACUUGGACUUGGCCAUGUAAGGUACAAAGCUACACAGAGACAGAUUAAAGCAGCUCAUAAAGCAAUGGUUUUAAAACAUCACCCGGACAAACGGAAAGCAGCUGGUGAACCAAUAAAAGAAGGAGAUAAUGACUACUUCACUUGCAUAACUAAAGCUUAUGAAAUGCUAUCUGAUCCAGUGAAAAGACGAGCAUUUAACAGUGUAGACCCUACUUUUGAUAACUCAGUUCCUUCUAAAAGUGAAGCAAAGGACAAUUUCUUCGAAGUGUUUUCCCCAGUGUUUGAAAGGAAUUCCAGGUGGUCAAAUAAAAAAAAUGUCCCUAAACUUGGUGAUAUGAAUUCAUCAUUUGAAGAUGUAGAUGCAUUUUAUUCUUUCUGGUAUAAUUUUGAUUCUUGGAGAGAAUUUUCUUAUUUAGAUGAAGAAGAAAAAGAAAAAGCAGAAUGCCGUGACGAAAGGAGAUGGAUUGAAAAGCAGAACAGAGCAACAAGGGCCCAAAGGAAAAAAGAAGAAAUGAACAGAAUAAGAACAUUAGUUGAUAAUGCAUAUAGCUGUGACCCAAGGAUAAAAAAAUUUAAGGAAGAGGAAAAAGCCAAGAAAGAAGCAGAAAAGAAAGCAAAAGCAGACGCAAAACGAAAGGAGCAAGAGGCUAAAGAGAAACAAAGACAAGCUGAAUUAGAAGCUGCUCGGUUAGCAAAGGAGAAAGAAGAAGAGGAAGUUAGACAACAAGCAUUAUUGGCAAAGAAGGAAAAAGAUAUCCAGAAAAAAGCCAUUAAGAAAGAAAGGCAAAAACUUCGAAACUUAUGCAAGACCUGGAAUCACUUUUCUGACAGUGAGGCAGAACGUGUUAAAAUGAUGGAAGAAGUGGAAAAACUUUGUGAUCGGCUUGAAUUAGCAAGUUUACAGUGCUUGAAUGAAACACUCACAUCUUCUACUAAAGAAGUAGGAAAGGCUGCUCUGGAGAAACAGAUAGAAGAAAUAAAUGAGCAAAUUAGAAAAGAGAAAGAGGAAGCUGAGGCUCGUAUGCGACAAGCAUCUAAGAAUGCAGAGAAGUCAGCUGGCGGAGGUGGAAACGGAAGUAAACAUUGGUCAGAAGAUGAUCUGCAAUUACUCAUUAAAGCUGUGAAUCUCUUCCCUGCUGGAACAAAUUCAAGAUGGGAAGUUAUUGCUAAUUACAUGAACAUACAUUCUUCUUCUGGAGUUAAGAGAACCGCCAAAGAUGUUAUUGGCAAAGCAAAGAGCCUUCAAAAACUUGACCCUCAUCAAAAGGAUGACAUAAACAAAAAGGCUUUUGAUAAAUUUAAGAAAGAACAUGGUGUGGUGCCUCAGGCAGACAAUGCAACACCUUCAGAACGAUUUGAAGGUCCAUGCACAGAUUUCACCCCUUGGACAACAGAAGAACAGAAGCUUUUGGAACAAGCUUUGAAAACAUACCCAGUAAAUACACCUGAAAGAUGGGAAAAAAUAGCAGAAGCAGUGCCUGGCAGGACAAAGAAGGACUGCAUGAAACGAUACAAGGAACUGGUUGAAAUGGUAAAAGCAAAGAAAGCUGCACAAGAGCAAGUGCUGAAUGCAAGUAGAGAUGGGAGUGGAACCUGUUUUAAUGAAAAAAGAAAACUAAGGACUGGAAUCUAGAUCAACCAUGUGAAAAAAAAGACCUAAGUCUUUAUUCUUUUACCAUCAAGUUGCAGCAACAUGUUUGUUUUCAGAAGAUUUUUGGCACGUGCAACUUCACUUUCAGUGACACUUGUACACAGUCGCAUCCUAAAAGCCAUUUGGAAAAAUCAAAGGUCAAGUAAUUUGAAAAUGUUACGUGUUUUAUGAGUUAAUGACCUAAAGAAAGGAUGCUAUAUUCUCUGUUACACCACAAUGUACAAUUGAUUAUGAAUUCAAUUUAGUAAAAAGUUGAAAUUACUAUCGAUCCCAACAGUUACACAAAGUUAAAAUACUACUGAUUAUUUUCCUGGUAGGGUUAAUUUCUCAAAAGUGAUAUGGUUAGCAGAGAUUCACUACAAUAUAAAAAUAGGCUGACUGCAUUUUGAGAAAUUCUACAGUCAUUUUGAAAAUUUGUGAAGCCCCAUGUGUUAGGAUCUGACUUGCUAGGGGAUAGAUAGAUCAGUGGGUCACUGGUUUCUCAAAAGAAUCUAGCUGAGUCUAAUUUAAACCUAAUAAUUAAGUUAAUGAUUACAUCUCUUUAAGUCUGGCUCAGACAGUAAAGCAUCUGCAAUGUGGUAGACCAGGGUUCAAUCCCUGGGUCAGGAAGAUCCCCUUGAGAAGGAAAUGAUAACCCACUCCAGUACUCUUGCCUGGAAAAUCUCAUGGACAGAGGAGGCUGGAAGGCUACAGUCCAUGGGAUCGCAAAGAGUUGGUCACGGCUGAGCUACUGCACGUCACUUCACAUCUAGCUAGAGCGUAAACCAUUUAAGAAUGGUGUAGGAAAGGGACCAGAGCUAAAUAACAGUUUUCCAAGAAGCCGUGGGACCUUCUGCCUGUCUCAAGUUACUAGAUUUGACUAAAACACUACAUUUCUUUUAGCAAUGGCAACUUCAGAUUCAUUUUUAACACAGCCUUUCCAAGCCAAAUAGGUUUAGAAAUAUUUCCUAAAAUUCUAGUUGGCGUUUAAACAUUUUUAAGAUCUUUCUGAAGUAAUCUGCUACUUAAUGAUUAAGAAGUUUCUAUAAUAUAAAUCAGCUUCACAUGAAACCCAGAAGAAAUGUGAUCUUUAAAACAUUGCAACAAUUGCUACUAUUGAACAGUAGUCUUGUUCUCUUAAUAAAAUGCUAUCACCAUAAAAAAUUAAUCACCGUUAACAGUGUAAAAGAAAGUAGUCUGAAUUGGUAAUUCUUAAGAUUUAAAUUAUUUUCUCACCAUUCUUUUUGAACAACAUGUAGCAUAUCUGCAACAGUGGCUGGUUCACAAACCAUAUAGAUUCCCCACAAUCCUGUAUCUGUGUAGGAAGUGUUGAAAGACUGGAAGCUAUGGCAGAGGUUGCCAUGACAGGUAAGCUGGGCCAGCUUGCUAGAUAAAUUCUGAAAGGAAAAGAAAUUGUCCAGAAGAACUGUAGGUAUACAUGUGCAAACUACCAGAAAGAAAAAUGAUGUGUAGAAAUAGUGACUGCCCAAAAAGGCUGAGUUUCUCAGUUUUAUUCAGCAAUAUCUCAAUAAAAAGCUAAAAUUCAAUGAAACUAAGAAUUAUAGUUACCUCACCAGCCCAAUGCAUCAUCCUCAGAGAAAGUCAUAAUGUUAAAAGAGUUAAUCCUUAGAAUUUGCACCCACUUCUAAAAUAAUACAUUAUCAUACUAAGUCAGAGAAAAGCAAAUAUAUUAUAUCACUUACAUAAAUGUAGAAUCUUAAAAAACAAAGAUACAAGUGAACCUAUUUACAAAAGAAACAGACUCACAGACUUUGAGUUUGGGAUUAACAUAUACACACCACUAUAUAUAAAAUAACAAGGACCUAUGCAUGCCACAGGGAACUCUUAAGUAAUACUCUGAAUGGAUUUAUACAAAUAUGUAUCACUUAGCUAUAUACCCAAAACUAACACAAUUACAUUAUAAAUCAACUACAGUAUAAAAAUUAAAACCAAAAAAAAGAAGUGACAGAUCCUGUCAGGACAGAGCUAUCCCUAAAAGUAAAAAUGGGAUGAUCUCACAUACUGUAGUUCAAGCACAUUCUCAGGAUCCCUUGGCUAAUCCAACCCAGCAUUCCACUUCUAGCACUGACUGACCUGGGAUAUGGUUAUUAAUUAAUUAUGUGUUCCAGCUUUGUUGAAUAAUCAUUUAUAAAAACCAUAUAAACCAAAAAACUGAAUAAACUAUGCCAAUUUGCUUUGCCAACAAAAAAGUUAAAAAGUUUAUUUAAGAAGUAAAAUAAUGCACUAUUACCAACGUACUUUGUAGAGCUUUUGGCAGUUUGCUUAAAAAUCUGAAAUACAGCAUGUGAACCUAA
Molecule: messenger RNA, 5335 nt
Organism: Bubalus bubalis (water buffalo)
Lineage: Eukaryota; Metazoa; Chordata; Mammalia; Artiodactyla; Bovidae
Gene: DNAJC2
Product: DnaJ heat shock protein family (Hsp40) member C2
Exons: 20
Coding region: 1116-3023 (635 amino acids)
Biological process (GO): regulation of translational fidelity; 'de novo' cotranslational protein folding
Cellular component (GO): cytosol
Molecular function (GO): ribosome binding; Hsp70 protein binding
Source: RefSeq, a predicted model, not a curated record